UAUUCUUGGGUCAUGCCAAUAUUCUCUGUUUAACUGUUAUCUGCUUUCCUUCCUUCUUUUAUGGAACUUUGUUGAUAUAAAUCGAACCCGAAUCGGUUGAAGCAGAAGCCACGGUCGCCAUGACUUGUUUUCAGAAGCAGGCCUCCUUAUUUGUUCUUAAAUGGACCUUUGUUUUCUGGCUUAAUGCUGUGUCCAGUUUUGCAGAGCUUCAGAGGUUUACACAUCCAGGAAAGGGUGAUGGGACCCUUAGUUUCUUGGCUGUUGGAGAUUGGGGCAGGGACGGGCUGUACAACCAGUCUGAGGUUGCUUUUCAGAUGGGAAGGAUCGGAGAGGAACUAGACUUAGAUUUCGUAGUGUCUACAGGUGACAACUUUUACGACAAUGGAUUGAAGGCUGUAAAUGAUCCAGCAUUUCGCGAGUCGUUUUCAGAAAUUUACUCCUACAAGAGCCUUCGAAAGCCAUGGUACAGCGUUCUGGGGAAUCAUGACUACAGAGGAGAUGUAAAGGCUCAGUUGGACCCCAUUCUCAGAAGGAUCGAUAGAAGAUGGUUUUGCUUGAGAUCUUUUGUACUCAAUGCAGCAGAAAUUGCAGACUUCUUCUUUGUGGACACGACGCCCUUUGUUGAUGCCUACUUCAAUGAGCCAGAAGACCAUAUAUAUGAUUGGAGAGGAAUAUAUCCUCGUGAGACGUACGUUUCCAAUCUUCUAAAGGAUUUGAACUCAGCAUUGAGAGAGUCAACUGCGAAAUGGAAAAUCGUCGUUGGCCACCAUUCAAUCAGAAGUGUAGGUCAUCACGGUGAUACUCACGAACUUGUUCACCGGCUCCUUCCGAUCCUUGAGGCCAACAAUGUCGAUUUUUACAUGAACGGGCACGACCAUUGCCUUGAACGGAUCAGUUGCCACAAUAGUCGGAUCCAGUUUCUAACCAGCGGAGCUGGUUCCAAGGCAUGGAGGGGUGAUGAAAAAUUGCGCAACGAUUGCACAGUGCAUUUCUUCUACGACGGUCAAGGUUUCAUGUCAGUGCAACUGAGUAGCACCAACGGCCAAAUGCGUUUCUACGAUGUUGACGGGAAGGCGAUGUAUCAGUGGAAUGUCACACGGCAGCUUCACUUUCACUCAGAGAUGUGAUUUUUGGUUUCGACACGUCCAUGAAUAUUCUGUGAAUAAAUAUAUACCUAGUUAGCUC
Messenger RNA from Rhododendron vialii, 1185 nucleotides. Its product is annotated as purple acid phosphatase 3-like. The transcript has 7 exons. Gene Ontology annotation, molecular function: acid phosphatase activity; ferric iron binding; ferrous iron binding. Lineage: Eukaryota; Viridiplantae; Streptophyta; Magnoliopsida; Ericales; Ericaceae. The record is from RefSeq and is a predicted model, not a curated record. Bases 120 to 1127 code for a protein of 335 amino acids.